Molecule: messenger RNA, 1104 nt
Organism: Prorocentrum cordatum
Lineage: Eukaryota; Dinophyceae; Prorocentrales; Prorocentraceae
Source: the annotation of a GenBank genome assembly
AUGGCUAUCUUUCACCUUCUACUGUUUGCAAACGUCGCCCUGCCACUGCAGGCACUGACGCUGGAGAAUGCCGUAGAUGAGGCACUGCUCAGGCGUGCUGGUCAUGGCGCUGCAGGGGAAGAAGCCGACAGUCGCAGUGGUAUGGUAGACCUCCAGUACCUCUUAGAUCAACACGCCGCGUCGGAGACCGAGCUCCAUGCCCGUGCGGCCAAGACGUGGCGCAAGUAUGCUAGCCAGCUGGCCGAUAGUGGGUGCAGCUAUCAAGGGGGCAUGCUGCCUUGUCCCAAUGGCAACAUCUGUUAUUACACAGGGCAGGGAGGUUUGAACGUGACGGCCACAGUGGAGUAUCGUGGGAACAUCAUCAAGACAGUCCUAACCCCCGACCCAGAUGCUGCAGUGGACAUGCCAGAAAUCGUGACGUUUAUGGGGGCUGGCACCGACGAUGCCCCUGCAAUGUUGAUGGACGUGCCAGCGGAAUACCGCAGAACAGCGAUCCCUGUGAUGCUGAAGAUGUUUUUCGUGGAGGACACUGAUAAUGUUACUGAGCAAUGCCCUCAUGACAGUGAGCGCAUGGAGUCCGUAGGGAACAGCACCGCGUCGUUCACGGUUGAGAACAACACGUUCGCAGUUUCAUCGCAAAGUCCGAACACGUUCAUGGGCAUGGCCUUCGAUUUCGUCAGCGAGGCACCCGUGGGUCACACCUUGGCCUUUGAGAUCCCUUCCGGGACGGAGAUCGUCUGGGUGAGCCGUGAAGAGAUGGUCGAGGUGCUCCAAUCGCAGGAGAUGCCGGCUUCCCUCGAGAGGCGCUUAGAGGCGCAGUUACGCAAAGCUUCUUUGGCCAAAGGGAUGGACGUCGCGCUCACGGAGAAAGGAAGCAGGCGGCGCAGGCGGCGCAGGGCGAGGUGCACAGGUGGACAGAUUGGGUCCAUGGCAGGAGGUGCCGCCGCCAUUGGCCUCGGCUUUUUGAUCUGCGCGUUUACUUUCAUAGGCUGCUUCACGGCGGCGCCGUUCUUGGUGAUGGCCGGGGGAUUCAUGGUGAAAAGCGGUGCUUGCCAAUGUUGGGCUAACGGUAAUGCUGGGCGGGCCGCCUGCGCGCUUCGGUGA